Molecule: messenger RNA, 3730 nt
Organism: Conger conger (European conger)
Lineage: Eukaryota; Metazoa; Chordata; Actinopteri; Anguilliformes; Congridae
Product: GTPase IMAP family member 8-like
Exons: 9
Coding region: 1256-3397 (713 amino acids)
Molecular function (GO): GTP binding
Source: RefSeq, a predicted model, not a curated record
CUGCGGUUAGAGGUGUGUCCUAUGAUCCCUGAGGGAUAAAACUGAAAGGAAGUGAAACGAAGAAUGAAAGUGCUCUUUGCACUGAUCGUCAGUGUUGGUAAUAUCAACAGAAUAAAACUACAAAAGUACCCUGAAAAGCUGCUAAAAUAGAGAGAGCAGCUAAAGAAUCGGAAAUGCCAGAGCCAGAACCUGUGGAAUCGGAGGAGGAAGACACAGAAAAUGCUAAAUCCAACAAGGGGUGUGGGGGUCCCCCACAGGGGACAUUACGUGAGAGUCCAGAGAGCACCCUUCGGCUUAGGUUUUAUAGCAUAUUUAUUCCGGAAUUGGAGAGGAUUGCGUGGAAUUAGUGUGGCCAUAAUAGCAGUGGCAGGAUCACUUAUUUUAAGCUGUGUAAUUUUAUUACCAACAUUUUGACUUUCAUGUCUUCAUCAGGACACUAAAAAACAGGAAUUUUAAAAAUGUGUUUGUUUUAGUAGUUUUUUUUUCUUUUUUUUCUGAACAGAUAAUAAUAAGGACUACAAAAAAAGACAGAUUUAAGUAUAUAAGAAAUGUACUUCAAGAAAGAUGAAAUACAGCCCUCAAAAAGAAUUAGAACUGCAAGUUUAAUUCCUUUGUUUUUGCUAUAUACCCUGAUUGAACUUGAGGUCAAAAGAUGUACAUGGUCGAAUUUCAGCUUUUAUUUCCCGGUAUUUAUAUCAUUUACCAUUCAAGGGUUUCAUUGUAACAUAAAGAGUCAAAGGCACAAAAACGCACAAGAAGAAACUUUUGAUGUGUUGGCCUAAAUGUGGCUUUUACGCUUGUGUCAUCUGCUCUCAUUGAAAAGGAGCGAUUUAGUCGGAAAGGGGGGGGUGUGGCUUAAUCUUUCCUUUCCAAGGCAUCUGUGUCUUAGAGGCGUGCACACGGCACUGAACUCUUACACUAUGGCACACGCAAGACGGCGGCAGUUACGGAAGUCGAGCAAGAGGACGACGCAACUCGACAGAAUGCCGGAAUGUUUGGCUGAUUCCUCGCUUUCCUUACGGACUUUUCUGUUGGCCGCCUUCUUCGUAAAAAACCCAACAGAUCCUGGAUUAAAGAAGUUCCUCACAGCGCAGGUAAAGAGGUGUCCGUCUGACUGAAACUCAGUCUGGGGAAGCAGAGCGGGAUCUUUAGCCUGGACAGAUCGACACAAGCUGUGAGUUCAGAAUCAAGGGCACAGAAACUCCAGUGGUACUCACAGGAACAUUGAAGACCGAACACUGAAUUUAAACCAGACAUGUCUACGACAAGGCAGGUGAGGAUUAUGCUAAUGGGUCAGACUGCAGAAGGACAGAGGUCAGCGGGAAACAUCAUUUUGGGGAAAGAUGCUUUCCCCCUUUCAGAAAUGAAGAAGAGUGAGAGGCAUGAUGGGUUAGUGGCUGGGAGGCACCUGGCAGUUAUCACCACAGCAGAUUUGUUUACCUCAAACCUCUCUGAAGAGGAACACUCACAAGGGGUUAGGAGGUGUUUGGGCCUGUCUGCCCCAGGACCCCAUGUGUUCCUGUGGGUGCAGGAGAAGGGGAGCAUCACGCCAGAGGACUGGGAAGCCCUGAGGAGGUUCAAGAAGUCUUUUGCUGAUGGAGCUUCAAGAUACUCAAUGGUACUGUUCAUGCAUGAAGACCACAAGGACUAUAGCAGUUUUGGUGAUUCAGAAAGACCAGGUGAUGGUGCUCUCCAGGACUUUAUACAAGACUGUGGGGGCAGGUAUCACCUCCAUAGUGAGAGAAACCAUACACAAGUCACUGAGCUUCUGGAGAAGAUCCAGGAGAUUGUGGAUGAAAAUGGAGGCAGUUACUUCACUGGGGAGAUCUUGAAAUGGUCAGAUAUUGCUUGGAAAGGGCUGAAGAGCAGAAAGAAAGAGGCUUUUACCAAAGAAGUUAUUGCAGGGAAAGGACAACAAAGGAAGAAAAACAAAAAGGAAGAAGUGGAUGCCAGAGAAGAACUGGGAGCUGAAUGUUCCAGGACGGUGAGCAAGAAAACUGCAAAAGACCUAGGUAUCUGGAAGGCACAAUCUAAACGCGCACAAAGUUGCAAUUUCAAACGGGACAUCAGAGAGUGCAUGAGGAUGGUGCUCGUGGGGAGGACUGGCGUAGGGAAGAGUGCCACAGGAAACACCAUACUGGGGGGAGAGGCAUUCACUUCCAAGGCUCAAAUGUACUCUGUGACAAAGGAAUGUCAGAAAGUGAUUGGAAGAGUAGCAGGACGAAGUGUAGCUGUGAUUGACACUCCAGGCCUGUUUGAUACCACCCUGACUACUGAGGAUGUCCAGAAGGAGAUCAUGAAAUGCAUGGGAUUGGCAUCUCCUGGACCCCACGUGUUCCUCCUGGUCUUAUCCGUGGGACGCUUCACUCCGGAGGAGAGAGAGGUGCUCAGGUUGAUCAAAAUGACCUUUGGUGAGAAAGCUGAGAAGUACACAAUGGUCCUCUUCAACAGAGGCGAUGACCUGGGUGAUCAGUCCAUUGAAGAAUACAUUGCGAAAGGUCAUCCUGAGGUCAAGAAGCUGAUCAAGGACUGCGGAGGCAGGCACCAUGUCUUCAAUAACAAAGAAAAGACUGACCGAAACCAAGUCCUCGACCUGUUUAAAAAGAUUGAAGUGAUGAACUGGGAGAAUGGAGGAAGCUGCUACACUCUCGAGCUGUUCCAGGAGGCAGAAGUGGCCGUGAUGAGAAUACAGAUGUGGAAAGAGAAAGAAGAGGAGAUGAAGAGAGAACUGGAGAUGUUACAAGUGAAGAAAUCAGAAAUUGAAGAUCUACAAAGGCAAAAACAGGAGAGCGAAGGAAAUCUGGAGGAAUUGCUGGCGGCGAAGUACAAAGUGGGAGAACAGGAGAGCCCACAAAAAGGGGGACACCACAAAAGAAGAAAUAAGCAGCGUAAUAGAUUGAGCCCGGAGGACGGAGAGGGGGAAAACCAGAAACAAGAUGAAGAUGGGAAUGAGAAUGUGAUGGGAGUUACAGAGGAAAAGGGGAGCAAAUUUUUGAGGGGCUUCAACAAGUCAAUUAAAAGGCUGCAGAAAAAGGGCAAAAGAGGAAAAGAAAUGAAAAAAAGAGAAGAAAAUGAUGGAGAGGAAACGAACGAUGAUGUGAUUAAAAAGGCCGAAAAACCAACCAAUGAGAAAUUGUCUGCCAAGUCAGAUGAUGCUGAGAGUCAAGACGGGGAAGACAGGCCAUAUAUGAAGGAAAGACAAGAAGUGAAGAAGGAAAAAUACGGAGAAAAUGCACCGGUAAUCUUGACGGAAGCAGAGUAUGCAAGACUCAUGAAUGUAAUUAAGCAAUAUGAGGUAACGGCAAAACAGCAAGUAGAAGAGUUAAAAUGCUUCAUGAUGAAAUACUCAGAUCAUUUUGAAGCCCUGGAAAAAAAACAAAGAUGUGCGAUACAGUGAGCUGAUAAGAGCUCCGGAAGGUGUAUUAGUGACAAUAGGAAAUUUGGAGAUGUAAUGUCAAUAUAAGACAGGUAUUUUGUAGCGCUCGAAUGUUUUAGAAAGGUAUUAAAACUGAAAUAGGUACUGUCCCUUACGAUGUGUAAUUUGUAUUGUAAUAUGUAAAACAGCUUACUCACUCAUUACUACAGAGCUUUGAAAACUGAAGCUGAUUAAUUUUGGGUUGAUAUUGUUUUAAUUUGACUUUUGCAUUUAUGUUCAUUAUUAAUUUAUUAUAUUGUGAAGGAAUUUAUUUUAAAUUAAGUUUGUUGAUUCUGGAUAGAUAUCUGUUUUCAC